Molecule: messenger RNA, 1348 nt
Organism: Ipomoea triloba (trilobed morning glory)
Lineage: Eukaryota; Viridiplantae; Streptophyta; Magnoliopsida; Solanales; Convolvulaceae
Product: U1 small nuclear ribonucleoprotein C-like
Exons: 6
Coding region: 474-1127 (217 amino acids)
Biological process (GO): mRNA splicing, via spliceosome; spliceosomal snRNP assembly; mRNA 5'-splice site recognition
Cellular component (GO): U1 snRNP; nucleus
Molecular function (GO): pre-mRNA 5'-splice site binding; zinc ion binding
Source: RefSeq, a predicted model, not a curated record
CCCUAGCCUUCUAUUAACUACAAUAGACUCCCUCUCCGGUUCUUCCCACGCCGCGCUUCCUAGAGCUCGCCGGCGACGAGUCAGCCUCCCCAGUCACACCAGUCAGCCUCCGUCCGUCGCAUCAGUCAGCCAUCGCAGACGCAGACUCGCCGGCAGAGCUCAUCGCAAACGGCAGCGGCAGUCAUCGAGCUUCUCCGGCCUCCAGCAAACACCCACAAACGACCCUCCUCUGCCGAGUGCCUAAGCUCCUCCACCAAUGACGCGUCUUAGGCAACAGGCUUAAACCUUAAAGAAGUUGCAACAAAAUGACACCGCGGUCUAGAGAAAGACUGUAAGAGAAUUUGGCUAGUUCGGCUCUUGGUCUACUAGAAGCUUCUUCUUCCUUGGGUCUUACAUCCCAAACCAUCGCCUAUUAACGAUUCGCCAAGGGAUUAUUUCGGCAUCCCAUUGAGUUCUCGAGGUUCAUCACCAAAAUGCCUCGGUACUAUUGUGACUACUGCGAUACUUACUUGACUCAUGAUUCCCCUUCAGUCAGAAAACAGCAUAAUGCUGGCUACAAACACAAGGCAAAUGUACGGUCUUAUUAUCAAAAGUUUGAAGAACAGCAAACACAGGCUUUGAUAGAUCAAAGGAUUAAAGAGCGUCUUGGGCAGGCAGCAGCAUACCAACAAAUUGGUGUCGCAUAUAAUCAGCAUCUUGCUGCUUUCCCUGGACAACCACCACGUAUGCCUAUCUUGCCACCUCCUUUGCUGCCUAUUCCUGGAGCUCCGCCUCCACAGUUAGUCCCAGGAGUAAGGCUUCCCGUAUUUCCUAGACCUCUUCCUGGUGCUCCAGCUUAUUCAGUGCCUCCGAUUGCACCAGUUCCAGGACAACCCCCAGGUGCACCUCCUUUGCCCAUGCAACCAGGUAUGCCAAAUCCAAAUUCUGCUCCACCAGUUCCUGGCGGAGCAACUCCAACUAGUUCAAGCAGUGCUCCCACUGCUGCUAUGCAAGCAAUGUACCAGCCCAAUCCUGCUGCAAGUGCUGCCCCAGCUACUAACACCCCGGGUGGUAGCUACGCCUUUGCACCACCCCCUGCCCCUGCUCCUGCUCCUGCUCCUGCUUCAGCUCCUGAGACUAGUCAGUAGUCACUAACAUCUUCUCAACUGUAUCUGUUUGAGUAGCAUUUCAUUUUGAAAUGAGAACUUGUGAAACCAAGAUUGUGUGUUGCUAAAUUGCGGAAAUUGCUUUUCUUUCAUACUAGUGAUCAGAUAACGUCCAGUUCACACUUUGCAACCCUUGUUUCUUUUGGAUUUAUAUCUCAUCAUUUAUUAAUGUUAGCAAUGAUAAUUGACUUAUAUUUUGGAUA